Messenger RNA from Drosophila nasuta, 875 nucleotides. RefSeq names its product Riboflavin kinase (gene Rfk). The coding region runs from base 267 to 725 and encodes 152 amino acids. Gene Ontology annotation, cellular component: mitochondrion. Gene Ontology annotation, biological process: riboflavin biosynthetic process; FMN biosynthetic process. Gene Ontology annotation, molecular function: riboflavin kinase activity. The record is from RefSeq and is a predicted model, not a curated record. NCBI's taxonomy places the organism in Eukaryota, Metazoa, Arthropoda, Insecta, Diptera, Drosophilidae. The transcript has 2 exons.
AGCUGAGUUUUGCUGUGGUUUUUUAACUAUAAAUAUGAUAGUCAAUGGGUAAUUCAACAGUUUUGCGCCGGCGUUGUUGCCAUAACAAGCAGCAAUAAUUAUGCAUAAUUUAAAGUUUUUCCAGAAAAUUGUCGAGUAAUUUGAUCAAGGCUAUUCCGCAAAGCUUCAUAAGCUGUAAUCAUCGUAAUCCAUUAAACCGCAAAGCAAACGUAAAAUUUUACGCUAACAGCAACAACAACGGCGAGUAUCUCAAAAAUAUUUCCAAAAUGCAAAAGCAAUUGCCAAUUUAUGCAUGCGGUGAAAUUGUCCGGGGAUUUGGACGUGGCUCCAAAGAACUGGGCAUACCAACAGCAAACCUGUCUCUGGAAGCGGUAAAAGCGCUGCCUGAUUCUCUGCAAACUGGAGUCUACUAUGGUUGGGCAAAGGUUAAUGACAGCGAUGUCCAUAAAAUGGUGUUAAGCAUAGGAUGGAAUCCCUUUUAUAAUAACAAAGAGAAGAGCGUGGAAACACAUAUAUUGCAUGAAUUCAAAUGUGAUUUAUACGGCAGAACCUUAAAAAUAUGCAUUGUAGGCUAUUUGCGACCUGAGCAAAACUUUGAUUCCUUAGAGGCUUUAAUUGAGACUAUUAAUUCGGAUAUCGAUCAAGCGAAAACUCUUCUGGACUCUGUUGAUAGUAAGCAAUUUAAAGAAAACUCUUUUUUUAAAGAAACUAUUGAAAAAUCUUAAAUAUUACCAUUAAAAGAUAGUCUGUACUUAAUUGUUAUCUGUAAGUACGUUGAAUAUUUUUGUACAGAUUCACGUAUGUGACAAAAUGUAGCAAGUACUUAAGAUAUAUUUUUAUCUUGGAAUUAAAUGCAAUUAUUUUCAUCACGUAAA